Molecule: messenger RNA, 2047 nt
Organism: Hyaena hyaena (striped hyena)
Lineage: Eukaryota; Metazoa; Chordata; Mammalia; Carnivora; Hyaenidae
Product: cytosolic beta-glucosidase
Exons: 6
Coding region: 1-1467 (488 amino acids)
Biological process (GO): carbohydrate metabolic process
Molecular function (GO): hydrolase activity, hydrolyzing O-glycosyl compounds
Source: RefSeq, a predicted model, not a curated record
AUGGGGAAGCUCUUGUACCUGGAGUAUCGUUUCUUUAAGACAUGCAUGCCUGCGUCAUUCACUUACUUCACUUCGUCACGCAGUCGUUUUUAUCACCUGCCAUCGUCCGAGAAAAGAGGCUGGGAUGCAGAUGGAAAAGGCCCUAGUGUCUGGGACACAUUCACCCAUCAGGGAGGAGAGAGAGUUUUCCAGAACCAGACUGGCGAUGUAGCUUGUGGCAGCUACACUCUGUGGGAGGAAGAUUUGAAAUGUAUCAAACAGCUUGGAUUGACUCAUUACCGCUUCUCUCUUUCCUGGUCACGUCUGUUACCUGAUGGGACGACAGGUUUCAUCAACCAGAAAGGAGUAGACUAUUACAACAAGAUCAUUGAUGAUUUGUUAACUAAUGGGAUAAUACCCAUAGUGACACUCUACCACUUUGACUUGCCUCAGGCCUUAGAAGAUAAAGGAGGUUGGUUGUCAGAGGCAAUCAUUGAAUCCUUUGACAAAUAUGCCCGGUUUUGCUUCAGUACUUUUGGAGAUCGAGUCAAGCAGUGGAUCACCAUAAAUGAGCCUAACAUACUUGCCCUGCUGGCAUAUGAUCUUGGUCUGUUUCCUCCUGGGGUAUCUCGCUUUGGAACUGGAGGUUAUCAGGCAGCUUAUAAUUUGAUUAGAGCUCAUGCCAGAUCCUGGCACAGCUAUGACUCUUUAUUCCGAAAAGAGCAGAAGGGCAUGGUGUCCCUAGCAAUUUUUGCUGGCUGGGUGGAACCAGCAGAUCCCAACUCAGUGUCUGACCAGGAAGCUGCUAAAAGAGCCAUUGCUUUCUCCUUGGAUUUGUUUGCUAAACCUAUAUUUAUUGACGGUGAUUAUCCAGAAGUUGUCAAGUCUCAGAUUGCCUUCAUGAGUAAAAAGCAAGGCUAUCCAUCAUCAAGGCUUCCAGAGUUUACAGAUGAAGAGAAGAGAAUGAUUAAGGGCACUGCUGAUUUCUUUGCUGUGCAAUAUUAUACAACUCGUUUAGUCAAGUACCAGGGGAACAAGAAAAAAGAGCUGAGUUUUCUUCAGGAUGUGGAGAUUCAAAUUUUUCCAGACUCAUCUUGGAUAAAUUUUGAUUGGGUCUAUGUGGUGCCGUGGGGAAUACGUAAACUACUGAAAUAUAUUAAGGAUACGUAUAAUAACCCUGUAAUUUACAUCACUGAGAAUGGGUUUCCCCAGGGUGACCCUGCAUCUCUUGAUGACACUCAGCGCUGGGAGUAUUUCAGACAGACAUUUCAGGAACUGCUCAAAGCUAUCCAGCUUGAUAAAGUCAAUCUUAAAUUAUAUUGUGCGUGGUCUCUUCUGGAUAACUUUGAGUGGAACCAAGGGUACAGUAGCCGGUUUGGUCUCUUCCAUGUUGAUUUUGAGGAUCCUGCUAGACCUCGAGUCCCUUACACAUCAGCCAAGGAGUAUGCCAAGAUCAUCCGGAACAAUGGACUAAAGGAAAGUCAGUAAAAGAUGGCUGUCCCAUGUCUGCUGGAGAAGAGGCCUCUGCUUUUGGGAAGGAAGUCUGCUUUGGUGAUCCUUCAGACAAUCUCAAGUUGCCUUUGUAAUCAUCUCCUACCAGCUGACCCAUGAUUAUGAAGUCUGAAUAUGUAAUACCUGGGGAUGUAUUUAAUGAUGGCCUUUACUCUAUUUGCAUGUGGAUCAAUGAGGCUUUAAAAAAAAUAGAAUAGAAAACCACUGAAACUGAUUUUUAUAUUAAGAAAUCAGACUGGGAAACUCCCAUUUAAAUCCUUAGAAUUUUUCUAGAAACAAUAAUGCAAAAUUUAUAAAGAUAGUAUGCUCAUGAUUUGCAGCUCUGACAUCAGGACCACUUAUUAUAAGAAUACUUGUUUACGAGCCUGGUUUCUCUGGUUAUGUCGGUUAUUGUUUGCUUUGUAGAUUCUUUUUCAUGUGGCCCAUAAUUUUUCUACUGUUUAAUCUAGUAUAAAAAAAAUCAAAAUCAAAAUUAAAAGUUAGUCACAUUACAUAGUUAUGCAUUCUCUUCAACAAAGGGAUUAAUUGAUAACAUUUAAUAAAACGGAUUUGUUGA